Molecule: messenger RNA, 1175 nt
Organism: Haplochromis burtoni (Burton's mouthbrooder)
Lineage: Eukaryota; Metazoa; Chordata; Actinopteri; Cichliformes; Cichlidae
Product: perilipin-2
Exons: 6
Coding region: 144-1064 (306 amino acids)
Biological process (GO): lipid storage; positive regulation of triglyceride storage
Cellular component (GO): lipid droplet; cytosol
Source: RefSeq, a predicted model, not a curated record
UGACUCCCCCACGCUAUUUGAGCGGAGGUUUUCGCCCUGGUUGCUUUAUUUCAUUUUAGCCUUUACACUGAAUAUGUGAAGUUUCCGAAAAAGAUUUACAUUUUAAAUUGUUUUUGUUCUUGUUUUCUCAAAGUGUACAAAAGAUGACUGUAAACACCAACCAGAAAGCACCCAGUGCAGCUGCCAGGCUGGCAAAUCUGCCCGUCGUUCGUUCGGCUUGUGCCAGACUAUCGGUCUUGUACACGGGCACAAAAUCCAGGCAUCCCGGCCUGAAGUCUGCGUGUGAAGUGCUGGAGAGCAGCGUGACAGCUGUAGGCAGAGCAGCCUGUUACAGAGCGUCACCUGUCAUUGUUAAACUGGAGCCCCAGAUUUCCUAUGCAAAUGAUGUUGCCUGCAAGAGUCUCGACUGGCUGGAGGCUUCAUUCUCUGUAAUUGUGUCAUCCACAGAACAGAUUGUUAUCCCUGCCAAAACCAAAAUGAAUGAGAUUCAGGCUGGGAUGAGCAUUGCAGCCAAUCAAACCAUUGACUGGGUGAUGAGGAGGAUGAAUGAUGGCAUUAACCGAUCACCUCUGAAGACGGUCGUUGGUGUGACAACUGUGGGACUGGACACAGCUCUGAGCUUGUCAGAGGCUCUGGUGGACCAAAUGCUUCCCCCAACACAAGAAGAAGAAGCUCGCUUGAUGCAAGGUUUUGAAGUGGUCAUGCUCAGGGGCCAUUACCCUGAGCGACUGUGCUCACUCACUGCUAAAAUGUGUAGAAGGCUUUACCAUGAAGCUGGGUCCAAGAUUCAAGCUGUUCAGGAGGUAAUGAGGAGUUCACCUGGGCCUUCAGCUCUGGUUCAGAACUUGCAGACCAGCUGGCUGAGUGUCCAACGGCUGCCUCAGUACCUGCAGAAUCAGGCGUUCGCUGGGUUUUUCUUCGUCAUUCAGAUGUACAACUUAAACUCCUUGCCAACCCAGAAGAAGCAAUCUAAUCAAGGCAGAGGUUAUCUUCGUACCUCCAUGCCUCAAAGGGGUGUAGCCAGGAAGGGGAGGGCUACCAAGAGGUCUGGAUUUGACAGCUAAUGUAACAUUAAGUAAUGCAUGCGUCAUUGAUGUCAUUUACUGUAACUUUUUGAUAUAUGUGAGCUGAAUUUGUCAUCUUACUGGUCUAAAAUAAAUAUCUGAAGAUUCAUA